GCCGAGGUUUGUGGAUGGCCGGUCUUAGUCUAUGUUGUACCCAGCCAAGAGGUGGCCGGGAUGACCAUGGAAGUGAUGAUCAAAUAAUUUGUGAGCCAGUUUGGAUGAACCAAUCCUAUGAACAAACAAACAAACCGAGGAGCUCAAGUGGACAACGUCGCUCAUACAUUAUACAUCCACAAGCCAGUCUCUACAAAACACAAAUCCCCAAACAAACAACGCCCCCAUCCCAAGAUGAUGAAUCCGAUCGAAAUAGAAGAACAGUCGUUCUCGGAAGAUUUCGACCAGUACUCCAAUUCCAGCAUCGAGUCGAUCGCAGACAAUCCAUCGGAAGUACACCGUUAUCGGGCCCAAGGAGACAGGGUUCUCUCGAAGUUUCGAGGAAUCAUAGAUAAGUAUGAUUAUCAUAUCGGGCCGGAUCAUCCACCCAUACAAACGAGUCCACGAAAGAGCAAGAUAACGGAUCAAGAAAUCGAGAAGAAGAAAGAGUUGUUAGAACGAUUAGAUGAGGUUUUGUUACCCGAAUUGAGCCUCGAAAUCCAAGGGUUUUCCGACUUAUUCGAGCCCAGCGAAUUAAACAAAGCGCCAUACAGACAACUGAAGACGAUCAGGAGACGACAACAUGAGCUAGAGAAGACGAUCGACCGAGUCCUGAAAGCCAAGCGAGAGAUCUGUCGGGACGCAUGCACGACCUCCGAACCCAACGAUCCAGAUCUAGAAGAGAUCAAAUCCUAUCGACUCUACAUCUUAGCCUACGGUUUCCAAGUCUAUUUGAUCCCGAUGAUCUGCGAGCUAUUCAUCAAAUCCUACGAGCUUAUCGAGGAGAUGGCCUUCUCCAACGACCCUCCCGACCACAUCAUGGAUGUCUCUACCGCCAGAGGAUUGAUGCUCGAUUGCACGGCCGAAGCGACCACUGAAAUCGCGGCUAUCCGCAGAUUUAUCCAAGGCUCUGAUAUGGAUAACAUCCAAUCUCGUUGGUCGGGCUUGGUUCCGGCAAUCGAAGAGACUCACAAAGCGUACGAAGACUUGAUCAAAAAAGUCCAGCUUCAUCCGGUCCUUUGUCGUUCGUAUACUCCAGUCGAUCCGUCGAUUAAAGUGGCCAAAGCAUUCCUACCGAUCAUGAAACUCUCGAGACUGUUCUUCAAAAAAUUGGCCUCCGAUCCUAAAUUCUCAAACAACGACAAACGACUCAACAAAUUCUCUCAUUUGCCCUCGUCUCAAUUAUCAGCAUUAGGAGAACUGCCGGACGUGCUCGACAAAGUGUUAGCCGAAUCCCACGAACAUUUGGAGAAUUCAUCGAUCACAGAGGAAGGCAUGACCAGCUGGGAAUUAAGCUUAUUAGUCGACGAGCUUCAGGUCGGAUUCCGUCAAUCGAUGAUUGUUGUCGAUUACUUUAUCUCCCAAAUCCCCGACUCGGAUCGUGAAGGGUUCCCCAAACAGACCCGUUAUCGAGAAUGGUUCGAGCUUUGGAACGAUACGUUCUCCUCAUCUGUUAGUAAAUUGAUGCAGGUCGUCGAUCCUUAUCUGUACGAGGAUUGCCAAUGUCCAAAUUGUCUUAACCCCAGACCUCGUCCACAUCAGCCUCGUUAAAAACCCUCACCCACCUUCGAGGCUUCGCUCCAAGCAAGAAAAAAAGAAGUUAUACCCUUACUUGAUCGAUUCUAUAACCACCCCAGCUUCCUCGAAAUCUUUUCUUUUCACUGAUCUAUCAAACACUUGCAAUACACAAAAACAAACAAAUCUAACUUCUACUACUAUAACCUCCUUACCUAUAAAAAAAAACGAAGGUUAUGAUACAAGACUGUUAUUUUUUGAUACAGCCUGUGAAGGCAUUGUAAGUCAUCAAGCAUUGAAAAAUUUGAUUUUUUUUUUUUACAACAAAUUUGCUCAUUUUUUUGGGGCCAAUAUCUAAGCCCACAACUCUGGAAUGAUUUGAGCGACUAUCCAAGCCACUCCGCAAGCUCCGAACAACCCUACCAUCCAAUCACACCAGCCAAUAACAAACAUGGGAGAUAUCCUCUGAUGAGAUCGAGGCCCCAACACAACUUAUGUCUCACCGUUUGGCCCUGGGCUUUGUAAUAUUCAAUCAUGGCCAGAUUAUCCAACCUUGAUCAGCCAACCGGACAAUCACAAUGGCCCUGGGCUAUAUGCUCACCUUGGGGUACAUAUAAGUCACAAACCCUGGAAGUCCAUCCCAGCCUGUUCCAGAACUUAACAGACAUUGAUCUGGAAGGACAAUUACCCCCAUCUCAAUAUCUAGCCAACAUAUCUGAUUGGUGCUCUCAACAAACUGCC
Molecule: messenger RNA, 2295 nt
Organism: Puccinia graminis f. sp. tritici CRL 75-36-700-3
Lineage: Eukaryota; Fungi; Basidiomycota; Pucciniomycetes; Pucciniales; Pucciniaceae
Exons: 2
Coding region: 118-1590 (490 amino acids)
Source: RefSeq, a predicted model, not a curated record